AUGUCAGAAAACAAGCCCGCCAUAAUUUUCUGCUCUGGAGCAUGGCAUCGAGAAGCACACAUCAAGCCUAUUCUGCCUCACUUCGAGACAGCCGGAUACAAAGUGAUCCCUCACCCGCUGGUUUCCGCAGGAGACAAGACGAUGACUGCCGAGGACGCCGUCAAGUCAUUCGUAUCUGUCAUCGAACCCGAGCUCAAGAAAGGCCGCGUUGCACUCAUUUUGCACAGUGCAGCUGGGCCAGUCGGACUUGCAGCGACUCACGAUAUUCUUGCGGCGCAACCAGAUGCCAAAGACAAACUUGUAAUCAUGAUGUUGGGGUCGUUCCUCGAGUACGGUCCUGUCACGAAAUUCCUCUUUGAGAAGGGAUAUGCAGAUUUUGGCAGAGUCGAUGGCACUAUUGAAUGCCAUAAGGCGAUGGAGGCUUUCUUUAAUGAUAUGGCGGAAGCGGAUGCCCAGCCGUAUAUUGACGCGCUGGUGUAUCAGGGUAUGGCGGGUUCGCCAGAUGAGAGAAGCGAGUCGUGGAAGCAAUGUCAAGUAUGGUGUAUUUUGACUGAACAGGACAAGUGUGUGCCUGCAGAUUGGCAAGAGAAGAUGGCCGAGGAGCACGGCCUGCAUAUUGCGAGGAUUGAUGCAGGCCACGACCCUUUCAUAAGUCAGCCAGCGAAGCUUGUUGAUGUGAUCGAUCAGGCAUUGAGGCAAUAA
Pseudocercospora fijiensis CIRAD86 is the source of this 702-nucleotide messenger RNA. RefSeq lists its product as uncharacterized. Bases 1 to 702 code for a protein of 233 amino acids. The record is from RefSeq and is a predicted model, not a curated record. Lineage: Eukaryota; Fungi; Ascomycota; Dothideomycetes; Mycosphaerellales; Mycosphaerellaceae. The transcript is spliced from 2 exons.